Messenger RNA from Thamnophis sirtalis, 844 nucleotides. Lineage: Eukaryota; Metazoa; Chordata; Lepidosauria; Squamata; Natricidae. The record is from RefSeq and is a predicted model, not a curated record.
GGCCUGCAGACCCGGCUGACAGCCUCUCUCUCUCGCUCUUCUUACUUUCGUCGCCGCUCGUUCGCCGGAGCGCCGGGCAGAAUGUCGGAACUGAGCGAUGAAGCCAGCGAGACCGAGCUCUUGAACCGCAGCCUAACCAUGUGGCAUGGAGAGGGCCAAGCCGCCAGCCCCCAAGAAUUAGACAUACCUUUGGAUCUUCACACAGCCGCUUCCAUAGGCCAGUAUGAGGUGGUGAAGGACAGUAUUGAACGAGGGGAGAAGGAUUUGGAUCAGAAGAACCGAGGCGGUUGGACUCCGCUGAUGUACGCCUCCUACAUCGGUUACGACACCGUUGUGCGCAUGCUGCUACAAGCCGGAGCAAACGUGAAUAUGUCCACCCCAGAAGGACAGACCCCGCUGAUGUUGGCAGCUAGCUGUGGGAACGAAUGUGCGGCUGCCUUUUUGCUCCAGGUGGCUAAGGGGCUUGGGGAACCCCUUUGUGGAUACUCCGCUCUGAUGGAAGCAGCGGCUUCUGGUCAUGAGAUCAUCGUCCAGUAUCUUCUCAGCCAUGGCGUGAAAGUGGACAUACGGGACAGCACGGGGGCCACAGCACGGACCUUGGCCAUGAAAUACGGACACAUGAAGAUUGUGGGGCUGAUAGACUUGCAUACGGCGCCUGUGCCCAAAGUGUUGCGGAGAGGCACAGGGAAGUACGAAGAUCUGAGCUCCUCUGAUGAGUCUUACUGUGCUCCCCAAAGACAAAGGCCUGCCCGCAAAUCCAGGGGACCCAGUAUUCACGAAGGGCCUCACGCUCUGGCCAAGAUCACAGCGGUCAGAACUGGUGGGAAAAAUCGGCUUCAUCAUG